CUAAUCACUUGUUAAAUAUUUCAACAAGAAAUCUGUCUCAAACCCAUUGAAAUCUUAAUCCUUAAUGGAUUAAAUGUUAAAAGUUUUAUUUCAAUGUGAUUUUCCUGAAGGACAGAAACUGGAUUUAGGUUUGAGUGAUCAAGGUGAUUCCAAGGUCGGGCUUAUCACACAGGGGCAGGGUUAUCAGAUUUAUUUUACAAUUGCUUCAGUCAAGAUCUCAUAUUUUCGGUGUAAGAAAACAAAUAAACUGACUUUGUGUCCUGUUUGUGAACAUUAAAGUGUGCUGAACAUGUCAGGAGUGGAAGACAGCGAAUCACCAGAACCCAGUCGACCCCAGUCAGACUGUCAGGAAACAGGUCUCAACAUGAAGGACCUACUUGCACUCCAUAAAAUUAUGAAUAACACUGUGGUUGUCAACGAGGAGCCGGUGAGGAAUGGGGUGAAGAAUAUUGAGCUACGGGACAUAUCCAAGCUCGGUUACACGCCCGUCUACGACAGGGACGACGACAUGGACAAGUACACGGACAAGUACACCCUGGGGAUGCAGAAGGAGAACAUGGGGCUGGUGUCGUCUCCCAGUGAGAGCUUCACAGGGAGCUCAGAGUCUGUGUACAGUCGGGAACAUGUCGCCAUGAAGAAAGGCGUCGGCCUUCUGUCAGGGGUGGCACUAAUUGUUGGAACAAUGAUUGGUUCAGGCAUAUUUAUCUCCCCUAAAGGAGUGUUGGCCAGCAGUGGUUCAGUGGGGGCCAGUCUCAUCAUAUGGACCCUGUGUGGUUUUAUUGCCCUCCUAGGUGCGCUGUCUUAUGCUGAGCUUGGCACGAUGAUCACAAAAUCAGGCGCAGAGUAUGCAUACCUGCAGGAGGCAUUCAGCCCGCUCCAUCGCACCCUGGGACCCAUCCCCUCCUUCCUGUUUGCCUGGACGUCCGUUCUCAUAUUGAAGCCUGCCCUGUUUGGCGUGACUGCCAUGAGCUUUGCAGUGUAUGCUGUGGAGCCGUUCUACGGCAAGUGUGGCCAUGAUGACACCAUAGUGAAGAUCGUAGCCUGUCUCUGUCUAUUUCUGAUAACCUUCAUCAAUGCGUACAGCGUAGAUUUGGCCACAAAAGUCCAGAACCUUUUCACCAUCAUGAAGCUGGUUGCCGUGGCAAUCAUCAUCGCUGGUGGCGUCUACAUGCUCUCGACCGGUAGCACAGAGCACCUGAACACCGGUUUCGAGGACACAACUGAUUCCUUUGCCAUGUUUGCCUUGGCCUUCUACGAUGGGCUCUGGGCCUACGAUGGAUGGAAUAACCUGAAUUACAUCACAGAAGAACUGAAAAAUCCCAGCAGGAACCUGCCGUUAGCGAUUAUGAUUGGGAUUCCUCUGGUGACAGUCUGCUACAUCCUGAUGAAUGUCUCCUACUUUACUGUCCUCUCCAAGUACGACCUUCUACUCUCCAACGCUGUGGCAUCUUCAUGGGGAGAUGUGGUAUUGGGUGGAGCCACCUUAAUCAUCCCCUUAGCGGUUGUGUUGUCGGCAUUUGGGGGAUGCAAUGGUACCUGCUUCACUGGCGGCCGUGUGAUGUAUGUGGCAGCACGAGAGGGCCACCUGCCGGAGGUGUUUUCCUACAUCCAUGUCACACAGCUUACUCCACUCCCCUCACUCAUCGUCUCUGUUAUUCUAGCGUGUGUGUUGGUGUUGGCAGGGGAGAUAUUCGCCCUCAUUGACUUCUUUAGUUUCACGGCCUGGUUCUUCUAUGGUCUCACCAUGGCUUCCCUCAUAGUGCUUCGUGUCACACAGAAAGACAGGCCCCGACCUUACAAGGUGCCCAUCAUUGUGCCAGUGAUCGUGUUGCUGGUGUCAGUGUACCUGGUCGUGGCGCCCAUCAUCCAGGAUCCCAGGAUAGAGUUCCUCUACGCCUUCCUCUUCUCUGUUAGCGGUCUCAUCUUCUAUGUUCCCUUUGUCCUAUAUGGGAAGAAAAUCAAGUAUAUGCAGAACAUCACAUACUUGUUCCAAGUGGUGUUGAUGGUAGCACCAAGCAAGUAUGUACCCACAGAAUGAGACUCGGCCAGGAAAUAGUGCUGUGAAAAGUCAUAGAUGUGUAUGAUGCAGAUAUUAAUUGUUGCAGAAUGCAUUUUCUAGUAAAACGCAGUUGUGACAAUGACAAUGACAUUGAUCAUGUAAGAAUCGGGCAGCUGCCAGCCAUGACUGAAAAACUCAACUUAUUUGUUGAUAUCAGCGGUAAUAACCUUAGCCAGUUGUUCAAAUGCAAUGACAAUCUUGAAAGUACCAGGACAGAAUCUCAGGGUAAUGUCCGACAUGUACAGGAAGAAUGUUCUGAUAUACACAUACAAGUUUGGUAAAUUGCAAGGUAUGUUGACACGAGUCCUUGUGAUGGUGUUCACGAUGUUGCUCAAUAGCUUGAGCUGUUCCAGACACACCUAGAGAAAUGAGAGUGGGGCUAAGAUUCAAAACAGUCCAGCAAUGUUGCAGAUUUUCUAUUCAUCAUGUUGAAGCCAUUCACUCACCUGGCAUCACUCUGGGCUUUCACUAUAUAAGGCCACCAUGAAUGAAUAAAGCCGUCUGCUUGUGAUGGUCCCCCUGAUGGGUUUGUUCAGGUUUUGAUUCAUUUGCCCCCUGUAAAGCUGUAUAAAAACAGUAAGAAAAUCAGGCAACAAUAUUUCAGUGUUAACUUAGCUCAGGGGUUCUAAAGUUUUACGUUUCUAGAUUAUUUUACAGUUGUUAAAGGUUUUUUUGCUUGAACUUUUGCAUCAAAAGUAGUAGGAAGAACCUUGAAAUGAAUAAAAUAGAUUUUUAAAAAUUCUAAAGGGUUGUAAGACCCUUUACCUUGUUUCAGGCCCAAAUCCCUCAUACUUGCAGGUCCCCGCUGUUGUUUUUUCCACUAUUGACAAUAUUCAGCUGUUAGAACCCCUAUGAUCUAUUUAUAGCUCUGUAAAUAGCUUUUAUUUAUUUAUUGACUUUGAAUCUGUGCAGAGAUGUUUUGCCUCUCAUGACCAUUGCUAUAUCCCAUCAGUAUCAAUAAUACCAGAGGCAUAGCUGUAAUAUUACAAGCCAAAAAGUAACAAAAUGGGUUUCAUUGCUUCAUAGACUCAUUGUGAUUUCAUCAACUGAUCACAGCUCAUCUCAUUUCUUGUCUGUGAUGUUCGAGUUAGGUGGCAUAGGUUUUCGCGUUAUUGUCUGUAUAUCUGUGUAUCUAUGCAUCAUGAUGUGUCAUUAACAAUGCAAUUGUAAUAUAUGUUUCAUCUUAAUUUUAUCUUUUUCCAUUUUUCAGUUUUACAUAUCAAUUUUUUAUGUCUAUUUUGUUCUGUUUUAAAAUAAUCAUUAAUUAUUCUAUGUUGUUGUACAGUUUUUCCUUCUUUUCAUUUUACUUUUUACUUUUACUACAUGUACUGCCAAAAACAGAAGGUAGAUGUAGAUGUUAUUUAAGCAAGGUUUGACAAUACCACUCGUUUCGUUCAAUUCAUUCAUCUUUUACCAUUUAUCAAAACAGUUCACAUUGUUGUGUGUUUGUAACAUCAAUGUGUGAUUCUCAUUCCUCCCUUGCAUAUAGUUCAACAAUCAGUAUUACACCAGUGAUUCAUUCCCAUAUGUCUUGUUCAUGUACAAGUAUGCGAUUUUUAAUUCGUCAUAUUUUCAAAGAAAGAAGCAGGGUAAUGUUGUGGCAUAGGGGUCUUUAAAAACAUAAACCUUUGCCCCAAUUAAAAAAGGGCUCAAUAUAUUCUCACAUGUUUCCAAAGACAAUAUUCUCAUAUAUAGAAAAUGCCAUAAAUCUGGCCUUAAUUAAUUGUUGAGUUAUGCCCUUUGCUUGGCUGACCAACAAAAAAACAACAAGAGUUGGCAUUCAUUCCGUGGUCCUCUUGUUUAAAAUAUUAAGCACCUACUUGAGGCUGUCCCUCUUCCUCUCGGUCUGAUACAAAUUGUUUUGGAGUUUAAUGUAAAUCAAGCUAUUUGUAUGCAUUACUUGGCUGACAAGAAUGCUAAACAAGAUGGUUAUCAAAGAUCAAUUUCAAGUUAGAUUACUGAACAACUCAAUUUAAAAUGGUAAAUACAUUUUGCAAGAAUGUUUUGUUUGAAGGUUUGAUGCCAAAAUCAUGUUUGAAUGAUACAAACAUUCUGUUACCAGACUGAAAAUGCCAAACUAAAUAAAUAAUCUUUCGUAUUGAUUACGAUAUUGCACGCCAAACAAGACUUAUUUUUCUUCUAAGCUUGUCCUCCACGCAAAUUCCUGUUAAAUCAGAUGUUCAAAUAAAAUGAAAAAUUCCAUAUUGUUUUUCUACCAAAAUGACAAAUGGUUAGUGUAGUGCCAAGUUUGUUGCUUCUUUUAAGGAUUUCUGUUUUUGUUUCUUAAAAUCUGUUUCAUCAAAUGUAUAUUAAAACUUUGAUAUAGCAUGACGAAAGUUAUUUAUGACAUUCACUUAUUGAUUCUACUUCCUUGCAUAUGAUAAUGUUGAAGAACAAUGACAGAUAUAUAAUAAGAUGUAUAAUUAGAAUUUAUUUUGAAAACAUGUAUGCCAAAGAUUGUGUAGUACAUGGUUGUCUGUGAUAAGUUAGAUUUUUUUCUAUACCGGUGUUCUCCUGUCAUAGUAACCAAUAAUACUUUUUUCUUUUUAUAUAUGAUGUUAAUGUACAGAUGUAAGAGUCGCUGGUUACUUGCUUCCUUUGUUGAAUAUUAAUUCUCCUACAUGAGUGAUCUAUUUUGUACGGUAGGUUUAUAUCAGAUUGUGAAAAUACAAUAUUGGCAAAAUGUCAUGAAGACAUAAUACGCACGACUCUGUUUUCACAAUCUCAAGAUAUUCAUUAGCUUUAAAAUUGUUAUCCCAUUUAAUCCCUUUUUAAUUACUAACGAGAACACAAAAUGAGCAUUAAUUUAGUGUUGUAGAUACUGUAUAAUAGUAUUUAACGGAUAAAUUGUGAGGUUGAGUCGAGUUUGGUGGUAUAUCUUGCUCCCAUGUGUGAGAAAUUUAUGUACAUAGAAGUUCAUCUUGCAUUUAAACUAAACAUGUACCAUGUUCCCACUGCCUAAUGCUUAUUUAUUUGCCAGCACUUGCAAACUGCCACAUAGCCUUAAUAAUUCAAGUAUUACAAGAAUGCGUUUAUUGUUUAUUGUUAUUACUUGCCCAAGUUUGAGAAUGUCGCAAUGUUUAUGACAUAAACCAUCAGGCAUUAUUUGUUUGCUUUUACGUAUAUGCUGUUGUUAAAUCAUGACUUCAUCUAGUCUGACAUUCCAAAAAGCGAAUCAAAUGUUUUUUUCUUUUGUCUCAGUGUAUAUAAUUAUAUGUACAUAGUAAUUAAGCUUUAAUUUUAAGGGAAUUAAGAAUGAUGCACAAUUAAGGCACUCUCUGAAUACUGUCGAUUUCUAGUUUACCAUCAAGUGUUAGUGCCUUAUGAUGCUGUUCAUUCUUCUACUCCUUCAUGCAGCUCUCAUAUGGUGUUAAUGGAUACAGGAAUAUUUCAUGUCAGGUGCUAUGAAUUAAAUGUGACCAAAACUGUGCUUUACAUGCAAAUGUUGCUUGGUUGAUUUAACGGAUGAAUCUAUGUUCACAGUUGUGUGCUUUUAUCCUGUUAUGUUACAUUAUUAUAAAGCAUGUUAUAGAUUAUAAUAAAUUGAUCAUUACAUUAAAAAA
This is a messenger RNA of Mya arenaria, 5622 nucleotides long. RefSeq names its product b(0,+)-type amino acid transporter 1-like. Gene Ontology annotation, cellular component: membrane. The record is from RefSeq and is a predicted model, not a curated record. Gene Ontology annotation, molecular function: L-amino acid transmembrane transporter activity. NCBI's taxonomy places the organism in Eukaryota, Metazoa, Mollusca, Bivalvia, Myida, Myidae. Bases 290 to 2038 code for a protein of 582 amino acids. The transcript has 14 exons. Gene Ontology annotation, biological process: amino acid transmembrane transport.